Messenger RNA from Triticum aestivum (bread wheat), 657 nucleotides. RefSeq lists its product as uncharacterized. The transcript has a single exon. NCBI's taxonomy places the organism in Eukaryota, Viridiplantae, Streptophyta, Magnoliopsida, Poales, Poaceae. The coding region runs from base 91 to 516 and encodes 141 amino acids. The record is from RefSeq and is a predicted model, not a curated record.
UUCCUAGUUUGUCACUCGUUUGGUAAAAGAGCCAGCACUCAGCAGUACUCCUACGUACGUACGUAGUGCCUCGCAGAAACCCUGACCAAAAUGGCAUGGUGCUCCCGCGCCUGGCUCACGCUGUUUCUUCUUGCGUGUUGUGCCCUUGUGCAGAGGUCCUACGGCUCGAGACUGUCUCCCCGGGAGCCGAAGAAUCCCGGGGUCCUGUCUCCACCGAUGAUUCACGGCGCCGUCGAGACGGAACCACGCCGCCGCGAUGAUGGGGCGACCGAAGUCCGGCCGUCGACGGUGAAGGGUACGACUGGUCAUCAUGGAGCAGACGCUGACGGUGGUGGUGAGUCGUCGGAGCAGAGGAAGGGUUCAAGGCCGCCGGUGCUGCAGCAGGCGCUGGGAAGGAUGUUGGGUUCGAAGCUGGCGCGGCGGAUCCUGGGAGGGGAGGCGGAGGACUCGGCGGCCGGGCCGUCGUGCCACUCCAACAACGCGCACAUCACCUGUGCCCCGCCGGCGCAACACUGACCGGGCCGGGUGCUUCUUGCAGUAGUCCGGGAGCUAGCUAGUCCCAGCUGAUUCCUUCGUGCCUUGAUGCCUCCCUGUAAAUUAACAGUAGCUCUUUCGAUCUUGUUCUUCCAAAAAUGUGAACCUUUCGUUAUUGAUGAU